Molecule: messenger RNA, 924 nt
Organism: Betta splendens (Siamese fighting fish)
Lineage: Eukaryota; Metazoa; Chordata; Actinopteri; Anabantiformes; Osphronemidae
Gene: nanos3
Product: nanos homolog 3
Exons: 1
Coding region: 132-533 (133 amino acids)
Biological process (GO): oogenesis; negative regulation of translation
Cellular component (GO): perinuclear region of cytoplasm
Molecular function (GO): zinc ion binding; mRNA binding
Source: RefSeq, a predicted model, not a curated record
AGGCGUAGGUGCCCGACGUGUGCCCAAUUAACAAUCAAACCCGGAGGUCCGUCGGCUCAGCAAACAACUGGACGGCCUUCCUCAGACUGGGAGCUGGCGCACGAGAACAAGCCACGUUCGCGAAGAAGGCCAUGGAGUUCCAGAUGUGGACGGAUUACAUGGGGCUGUCGGAGACGCUCAAAAAGAUCGUCGGGCAGAGAGGCGACACCGAGGGCCCGCUGCCGGUGCCGGCCCCGGCCCCGCAGCCCGGGGACCCGGUGCGCCGCGCAAAGAGGAUGACGGACGCGUGCGAGCGAGCGCUGCACAAGACCGCCAAGCGCAUGUUCUGCAGCUUCUGCAAACAUAACGGGGAGACGGAGACGGUCUAUGCGUCCCACUGGCUGAAGAGCCCGUCAGGAGAGGUGCUGUGCCCGUUCCUGCGGCAGUACGUGUGCCCCCUGUGCGGAGCCACGGGCGCCGCGGCGCACACCAAGCGCUUCUGCCCGCAGGUGGACAGCGCCUACAGCUCCGUGUACACGAAGGCAGCCCGCUGAGCCCGCAGCUGUCAGCGGGCGGGACGCGGCCCCCGAGGAAAAAAAGUUGCGCGUGAUUUGAGUUGUUUUUAUUCCAUUCGAUCUUGCUUUUAUGUGUGUUUUUUAAGUUUGUGUUUUAUUUGCAUGUUUUUGCACGUUUAUUAUUAAGUUUCCGUUUGUUUGCCACUGCGUUUACUGACGCCCGUUUGGGGCGGGUACAUAGACAACUACUGUAUGAAUAGUGAAUUAGUAUUUUUAACCCCGGGCCAUCUGAUGCCCACAUCACACGUCCUGUCAUGUAUUCAUAACCUUCUUCACGGAACAUUUAAAAAGACUCAUUACUUCACCACAGUAUGAAUGUAACCAAGCAUUUUUAAAUUUUAAAAUAAGAGUGACUUGUUCUUGUUCUGAA